Messenger RNA from Eleginops maclovinus (Patagonian blennie), 1166 nucleotides. RefSeq names its product amphiregulin (gene areg). Gene Ontology annotation, molecular function: growth factor activity; epidermal growth factor receptor binding. The coding region runs from base 127 to 843 and encodes 238 amino acids. The transcript is spliced from 6 exons. Gene Ontology annotation, biological process: epidermal growth factor receptor signaling pathway; positive regulation of cell population proliferation. The record is from RefSeq and is a predicted model, not a curated record. NCBI's taxonomy places the organism in Eukaryota, Metazoa, Chordata, Actinopteri, Perciformes, Eleginopidae.
GCUGCACCCACUGGAGGUAAAGAGAGCAAAGCACAACCUCUAUCAGCAGGGGAGAAACACACACACUUGCACACAGAUACAGAGAUUAGUGCAGGACUGCCAUACACACAACAAUCUUCCUGGGAUAUGAACCCUCUCGUCGUCACCUGUCUCUUCUGCUUCGUCUCCGGUGCUUUUGGAGCCCAGGGUUCUGAGGCCACGUUCUCCGGUGAACUAGCUGGAGCGACCGGGGGUCCGGCCUCCGGGGAGGGCCUCCAGAGUUCGCUGGGCGAUGAUGACGAGCUGGAAGUAGAUGAAGAUGUUUUAGGAGGAGUCACCGAAAAUGUCAACCUUCCUUUUUCUCCUGCUUCAGACUCACACCCCAGUAAAGAUGAGAAGAAGAAAAGGAAAGGCAAAGGCAAGAAGAACAACAAGCACAGGAGCAAAAGCACGACUCCUCUCAACCCCGAACACACGCUCUUCACUGACGGACACACGUCCACACACACCACUACGGAGGAUCCCUGCACCACCAGCCACCGAAGUUACUGCAUUUAUGGUGACUGCAAGUACAUCGAGGGCCUGCAGCAGCCUGUGUGUAUAUGUAUGAAGGGUUACGACGGGGGGCGCUGUGAGGUCCAAACUCUGGGGACAAUUAAAACCAAGGACGAUCAGAUUAACAAUACUGAGCUGGUGCAGACGGUCUUGGUGAUCAUCGCUGUGGUCCUGUCGGUCAUCAGCUGCACGGCCAUCCUGCUCAUGACCUGCGCUCACUACAGGUCACAUAAAAACUUCCUGGCAUCCUACCUGGGAACUGGGACGGAGCAGGAGAAUCUACAGAAACCCAUCAGGGAUGUGGUGUGAGGGCUUCAAGAUACACUUAGCCAGCUGCGCAACUCAAAGACGAAUCCGACCAGAAGAAGUAUAACGAAUAGACAGCUUCAUUAGAUGUUGUGUAAAGAAUAUUUUCCAGAACUUGUUAGAAUGUAAUUUAUUUAGUGUGAUUAUUUAUUGCUUAUGACUCUAUGAGUAUGUUUGUGUGUUGUACUUUUGUGAACUAUGGACUUCUAUGGAAAAUGUGUGGUUUGGUUUUAUUUAUUUACUGCUGUUAUAGGUCAGAGAAAAGCUCUCCAUCUCUCUCUGGAAAAGGGAUGGAAUUUGAUCACCAAUAAAGUGUCUCAGUGUUA